AUGAAAACAUCCUCAAUCGACAAGUGCAAUGAGAAAAAAAAAGAAUUAAAUGAAAGUUGUCAACAAUCAGGUAUUGAUUUAUCACGAUGUUUAGCUUUAAAUAUAACAAAUAUUCAAGAUAAUCCUCAUCAAUGGUGGUCAAAAGAAAUUUUAUUCGAUAUUACUGAUAAAUAUAUAAAAGAAUUUCAAAUGGAUUUAUUAAUAACAUUUGAUCGUGGUGGUAUAUUAGGUCAUAUAAAUCAUUGA
Rotaria socialis is the source of this 246-nucleotide messenger RNA. The record is from the annotation of a GenBank genome assembly. Lineage: Eukaryota; Metazoa; Rotifera; Eurotatoria; Philodinida; Philodinidae.